AUGGAUGAGAAGCGGCAGAAGCAGCAGCAAGUGAAAGUAGAAGAGGAGGAUCGGAGCAGCAGUGGUGAUAGCGGAGACUACACGUCGGAAGACGAAGGGACCGAAGAUUACAGGCGCGGGGGCUACCAUGCUGUUCGAAUCGGCGACAGUUUCAAGAACGGACGAUAUGUCGUUCAGAGUAAGCUUGGUUGGGGUCAUUUCUCCACCGUCUGGCUCGCUUGGGACACUCAAAUUUCCCGAUAUGUGGCUCUCAAGGUACAAAAAAGUGCUCAGCACUAUACCGAAGCAGCCAUGGAUGAGAUAACCAUCUUGCAGCAGAUUGCAGAAGGAGACCCUGAUGAUAAAAAAUGUGUUGUAAAGCUUUUGGAUCAUUUUAAGCAUUCGGGUCCGAAUGGACAGCAUGUUUGCAUGGUUUUCGAGUACCUAGGGGAUAACCUGUUGACCCUUAUCAAGUAUUCUGAUUACCGGGGACUGCCCAUUCAUAAGGUCAAGGAGAUAUGUUUCAAUGUCUUGGUGGGUUUGGAUUACUUACACAGACAGCUUUCUAUUAUACACACUGAUCUAAAGCCAGAGAAUAUAUUGCUAUUAUCAAUGAUUGACCCAUCUAAGGAUCCAAGAAAAUCUGGUGUUCCUCUUAUUCUUCCAAAUAGUAAGGAUAAGUCUGCAUUGGAGUCUGCGAUUGCAAGAUUAAAUGGAGACUUGUCUAGGAAUCAGAAGAAAAAGGUUCGAAGAAAGGCUAAGCGAGCAGCUCAGGGGUGUGUGGAGAAGGAAUUUUCUGCUGAAGCAGAUGCAGAUCCUGAAACAUCUGCUGCAGAAGAGUUGUUGGGUAAUGCAAAACUAAAUGUGGGUUCUACUGAAGAGCAGCCUACUAGGUCAGAGAAUCCAAAUAGAUUAUCCGAUGUUGAUGGAACGAAGGGCACUGGAAUGGGAAAUCAGGGAGCUAAAAGGGGGAGCCGCUCCACCAGGCAGCAGCUGUUGGCCUCAGCUGAUCUGAAGUGCAAGUUGGUGGACUUUGGGAAUGCAUGCUGGACAUACAAACAGUUUACAAAUGACAUUCAAACUAGACAAUAUCGGUGUCCAGAGGUGAUCCUUGGAUCCAAAUAUUCUACAUCUGCGGAUAUGUGGUCCUUUGCUUGCAUUUGUUUUGAGCUGGCAACUGGUGAUGUGCUUUUUGACCCCCACAGUGGUGACAACUUUGACAGGGAUGAGGUAAGGAUUUCUUUCAGAAUUAUAAUCAUUCUUUCACGAUCUUUCUUGUACUGCUUAUAA
Molecule: messenger RNA, 1269 nt
Organism: Dovyalis caffra
Lineage: Eukaryota; Viridiplantae; Streptophyta; Magnoliopsida; Malpighiales; Salicaceae
Source: the annotation of a GenBank genome assembly